AUGUCGAUCACUGCACUAUCUUUAUGCCCCUUCAAUGCUCUGCCCAACGAGUUGGUCAUGAGUAUCAUCGAGCGCAUCCCAAAUGAGAACGCUAAGGACAUAUGUCACCUUAGUCUGACCAGCCGGCGGAUGUACACGCUUUCGCUCGAUCAUUUGUACAGAAACCUUUUCGUACGACGUCCUUGGCCACUGUUACGUACGCUAUGUGCAAAUCCAGAGCUUGGGAAUCGAGUGCGAAACCUCACGUGGAAGCACGAUUUCGACGAUCAUGACGAUACCGAGGAGAAUCAAGCAGUCUUCCUCAUAUGCAUUAGGAUUCUAGAGCUGCCAGAAAAGGACAGAUUGAUGUCUAAUGCUACUGGCACACGACGCGAUGACGAAUUUCUGGAGAUACUUCUAAUGUUCACCCCGAAUGUCGAUACACUUGUCGUUGCAGACAAAGCCUUCUGGCCAGACGACAAAUACUGGUUCACGACUAUUGCGAACCAUCCAGAUCGUUUCAUACACCUGAAGAGCAUCAACAUACACGGUCCGCUGUCGUUAGAAGCCAUAGCAUACAUUUUCCUCCUUCCUUCACUCCACGAUUUUACCGCUUCGGACCUAGUGCUCCUCGAUCAGAACAACAAACGCCCGACUUGGGACCAAGACAUUCCAAUUCAGACUGUGCUAGAUCCCGCAUCUUCUCAAUGCCAGGAAAUCACGCUGAAACGAUCCGUUGUGGAGGUGCCGACGUUGAGGUACUUCACCGAAGCUUGCAGGAUUUUGAAGAGUUUCUCCUACGAACAGGACAUCAAUAAUGAUCAACGCGGCAUAUACUCUCCAAGCCUCUUGACCAAGUUCAGCGAGCUUGCGGGAGCGUUCAUACACAAUCGCGCAACGAUUGAGCGUCUCUCCAUCCGAGGCGACCAACAAAUGCUUUGUCAGGGGCACGUGCUGCAGAUAGCACGCCUGGCUUCGAAUAUGACAAGUCUUCGCUCGUUGGAUAUGGGCUUGAUAACACACGACGACGAGCCGAUUAAUUGUACUUCCGAUUUCGUUGCGAAACUAGUGCAUCAUCUUCCACCAUCACUGGAAGAGGUGAGCUUUGAGAUUGACUGGCAAGAACACUGGGGUUCAAAGGGGUGGGAGGGCCCGACAGAGAUGCUGCGCCAUCUUGCUGAGAUGGCUACUCCGAAGCUGUCUCUGAAGAGAGUUGCUGUAGUGGACUGGCCACCUUUCUUGGGUCACUUUCCACCAGAUUUUGCGAAGCUACACCAGUGCUUUGCCGAGCGCAACAUAGACUUCGUAUCAAUUCCCGCUCAUGUUGAGGGGCCGGAUCCACUGCAAUUGCUGGACUACGUAGAGCCAGGGUGGGUGUUUGUGCAGGUAGCUGAUGCGGAGUAUGCGUAA
Molecule: messenger RNA, 1389 nt
Organism: Alternaria viburni
Lineage: Eukaryota; Fungi; Ascomycota; Dothideomycetes; Pleosporales; Pleosporaceae
Exons: 2
Coding region: 1-1389 (462 amino acids)
Molecular function (GO): protein binding
Source: RefSeq, a predicted model, not a curated record